This is a messenger RNA of Racocetra persica, 266 nucleotides long. NCBI's taxonomy places the organism in Eukaryota, Fungi, Glomeromycota, Glomeromycetes, Diversisporales, Gigasporaceae. The record is from the annotation of a GenBank genome assembly.
UUGUAAAAAACAGUACACUUCAAUCGACUAUCAAAACUUUGGAACCUCUUGAACAAAAUGUUAAAAAUAAGAGUAAAGGACCUACUUUUAAAGUUUUCCGUAAAAGUUGUACAAAAGGAUUUGAAGUAGUUAAUUUGGAGACUCUUAAAAUGCAAGGUUUACUACAUCCGGAAGAUACUUCACAUGAAUUCGUACUUAAAAAAGAAAAUGUAAAACCCAUUGCUAUUUAUCGUGUGGGGAGAGGCGAUUUCUAUUAUGUUAUAAUG